AUGUCCUUCCGGAUCUCGUUCUCCGACCUCUUUUAUUUUACUCGUAAUGCGAGAAAAGCGCCUCUCAUCCCAGAGGGUUUCGUCCUCGAAACACCUCCAGAGCGCAAAGCUGCGGAAAUACAGCUCAAGCCAGAGCCUCCAACAUUCCCCUCAAUACUUCCCACCACUUCCCAAUCACCAGAACCUUCGCCCGCAUCUUCCGUCCUGGAGAUAUCCCUGGCGCCUGUUAUUUCCACAGAAAAUAAUAGCACGGAAACCCUCGUCAACGUUGUUUCAAAAGCCGGGUUUCCACCCCCCAUUCUGCAACUCUACCCACCUGCUAAUAAGGCUGGGCAUACGCGACGCAUAUCGUUCGCGGAUUGUGUCAUGCCCUCGCGUCCUGCGGAGCCUCUCGAUGUCGUCGACGUUGGGGGCCGUCAGGUCCCCUCCAAGCCCUCCGCAGCCGCAGCGGAAACACCUGAGCAAGCAAAACCUUUCAUAGGGGACGUUCCUAAUGUGGAAAAGACGUCGAAGAGGAAGAGCAUCGUGCGGAGUAUAUCCUUGCUUGCCCGUCGCGCGUCCGGCACAAAGGCACACCGCUUCUCGGUCCCUGCCUUUUCAUCGCUGGUGGAUGUCAUGAAUAAGCGGCCGUAG
Molecule: messenger RNA, 633 nt
Organism: Suillus subalutaceus
Lineage: Eukaryota; Fungi; Basidiomycota; Agaricomycetes; Boletales; Suillaceae
Exons: 1
Coding region: 1-633 (210 amino acids)
Source: RefSeq, a predicted model, not a curated record